CACCCACCCCCCGAACCCCCUUGAAAAAAAGCAAAAUCCGACUGUGUUUCCUGCAAGGCUCGGGAUUUCUGAUUGCGGUUAUUUCCAUGUUUCUAGGUUUGUGUGAUUUUGCUAAAAUGCAUCACCAACAGCGAAUGGCUGCCUUAGGGACGGACAAAGAACUGAGUGAUUUACUGGAUUUCAGUGCGAUGUUUUCACCUCCCGUGAGCAGUGGGAAAAAUGGACCAACUUCCUUGGCAAGUGGACAUUUCACUGGCUCAAAUGUAGAAGACAGAACCAGCUCAGGGUCCUGGGGGAAUGCAGGCCAUCCGAGUCCAUCCCGGAACUAUGGAGAUGGGACUCACUACGAUCACAUGGCCAGCAGAGACCUCGGCUCCCACGACAAUCUCUCUCCUCCCUUUGUCAAUUCCAGGAUACAAAGUAAAACAGAACGAGGUUCCUACUCAUCAUACGGACGAGAUUCCAACUUACAGGGCUGCCACCAGCAAAGUCUCCUGGGAGGGGACAUGGACAUCGGCACCCCCGGAGCGCUGUCCCCGUCCAAGCCCGGCUCCCAGUACUACCAGUAUCCCAGCAAUAAUCCGCGCCGGAGGCCUCUGCACAGCUCCUCCAUGGAAGUUCAGACAAAGAAAGUUCGGAAAGUUCCUCCGGGUUUGCCAUCCUCAGUUUAUGCUCCCUCAGCCAGUACUGCCGACUACAACAGGGAUUCUCCGGGUUAUCCCUCCUCCAAACCAGCAGCCAGCACUUUUCCUAGCUCCUUCUUCAUGCAAGAUGGCCACCACAGCAGCGACCCCUGGAGCUCCUCCAGCGGGAUGAACCAGCCUGGCUAUGGGGGAAUGCUGGGCAACUCUUCCCACAUUCCCCAAUCCAGCAGCUACUGCAGCCUCCACCCGCACGACCAGCUUGGUGAGGAUCCCGGGGAAGGGACACCUGACAUCAACUCCAGUCUUCCUCCGAUGUCCACGUUCCACCGGAGCGGGACCAACCAUUACAGAGCGCCUCGUCUGCACCCCCCGGCCAAUGGCACCGACUCCAUCCUGGGUGACCACAGAGGAAGUGGGGCAGCGGGAAGUUCGCAGACUGGUGAUGCCCUGGGGAAAGCUCUUUUAAAGAUCUAUUCUCCAGAUCACACCAACAACAGCUUUUCAUCAAAUCCUUCAACUCCUGUUGGUUCUCCCCCUUCUCUCUCAGGAACAGCUGUUUGGUCUAGGAAUGGAGGUCAAGCGGCAUCAUCUCCCAAUUAUGAAGGUCCCUUACACUCCCUGCAGAGCCGGAUCGAGGACCGGCUGGAGCGGCUGGACGACGCCAUCCACGUGCUGCGGAACCAUGCGGUGGGAGCGGCACCCAUGGCCGGGGCCCACGGGGACAUGCACGGGCUGCUGGGCGCCCACAACGGCGCCAUGGCCGGGCUGGGCGCCGGCUACGGCACCGGGCUACUCUCGGCAAACCGCCACUCCAUCAUGGUGGGAGCGCACCGGGAGGACGGGGUGAGCCUCCGCGGGAGCCACUCGCUCGUGCCCAACCAGGUGCUCACGCAGCUUCCCGUCCAGUCGGCCACGUCCCCGGACCUGAACCCGCCCCAGGAUCCCUACAGGGGAAUCCCGACAGGACUGCAAGGCCAGAGCGUCUCGUCGGGCAGCUCCGAGAUCAAAUCCGAUGACGAGGGUGACGAGAACCUCCAGGACACCAAGUCUUCGGAGGACAAGAAACUGGAGGAUGACAAGAAGGAUAUCAAAUCCAUUACUAGGUCAAGAUCUAGCAAUAAUGACGACGAGGACCUGACCCCGGAGCAGAAGGCGGAGCGGGAGAAGGAGCGGCGCAUGGCCAAUAAUGCGCGGGAGCGGCUGCGUGUGCGUGACAUCAAUGAGGCCUUCAAGGAGCUGGGCCGCAUGGUGCAGCUCCACCUCAAGAGUGACAAGCCCCAGACCAAGCUCCUCAUCCUCCACCAGGCCGUGGCCGUCAUCCUCAGCCUGGAGCAGCAGGUCCGAGAACGGAAUCUGAAUCCAAAGGCUGCGUGCCUGAAAAGAAGGGAAGAAGAGAAGGUCUCCUCGGAUCCGCCCCCGCUGUCCCUGGCAGGGCCCCACCCCGGGAUGGGAGAUGCCUCCAAUCACAUGGGACAGAUGUAAAAAGGUCCAAGUCGCCACGUUCCUGCCCGGAAAAGCGAGAGACCACUUCCUUAUCCGCUGUAUUCUCUUAAAUCCCACAGAAACACUUCUCCUUCCGAAACCCCUUUGUUUUGUAAGAUAAGACAAGUCUGAGCAGUUCUGAAUCCCAGACGCAAGAGAUUCCAGCAUUCCCGAGGGAAAAAAAAAACACAAAAAACCCACGGAACCCAACGAGAAAAAAACAAAACAAAAAAGUGCAACUUUUGGAGGGAUGACUCUCUUUGAACAUAUCAAGCAGAAUGUCCAACUUGGAAUUCCGAGACUGAAUGGCAAUCUUUUUCCACACUGUGGGACAAUGCAUUUGUGCCUAAAAUUCCUUGGUUUUUUUUUGGGUUUUUGGGGUUUGAGGUUUUUUUUUUUCGGUUUUGUUUUUGGUUUUUUUUUUGGUUUUUUUGGGGGGGGUUUCGGUGGUGGGUUUUUUUUGGUGUUUUUUUUUUGGAC
This is a messenger RNA of Chiroxiphia lanceolata (lance-tailed manakin), 2606 nucleotides long. It is a transcript of the gene TCF4, whose product is annotated as transcription factor 4. The record is from RefSeq and is a predicted model, not a curated record. Gene Ontology annotation, cellular component: transcription regulator complex. Gene Ontology annotation, biological process: regulation of transcription by RNA polymerase II. NCBI's taxonomy places the organism in Eukaryota, Metazoa, Chordata, Aves, Passeriformes, Pipridae. Gene Ontology annotation, molecular function: protein dimerization activity; RNA polymerase II cis-regulatory region sequence-specific DNA binding; DNA-binding transcription factor activity, RNA polymerase II-specific.